Messenger RNA from Armigeres subalbatus, 2132 nucleotides. It is a transcript of the gene Pino, whose product is annotated as protein pinocchio. The transcript has 5 exons. Lineage: Eukaryota; Metazoa; Arthropoda; Insecta; Diptera; Culicidae. The record is from RefSeq and is a predicted model, not a curated record. Bases 529 to 1368 code for a protein of 279 amino acids.
UUCAAGGUGCACAAUUUUGUGUUGAUUCGGUCUAAGUUUUUUGAAUGGAAAGAUUACAUCAAAUAUUGCCUUUACUUUGAAUAUUUCACUACAACGUAACAAAUCGAAUUUCAUUGAGGUCAUUGAAAUUGUGGUGCCUCAACAUUUUUCCAAUCGUUUGCCGUUCGGUGAAGCAUUCGUGGCAAAAAUCCUCAUUCAUCUUCCAAAAAGGGAACACAUUCGAAGCGUUCCGGCAUUCUUGUGUAGCGUUCGUGGUGCAGUGUUGUUUGUUUAUUAUCAAUUACGCUUCGGUGGCAACACCUGAUUCCAGUGCUCGGCAAAAUUAAACCGACAGCAAAGUGUGAAAUUGUGUGUUAAUUUGUACGCAAACUAAACAUUCGGGAUUGAUUCGUGCUUGGGAAAGUUGCAUCAGUGUCCGUCCCAAAGGCAGUGCCAGUGUGGCUUGGCUAGUGACUUUGAUUGAUAGGUGCUUGUGGAGCAACACACGUCUAUUAUUUUACGAUAAACGCAUUCACCCAGCAAUACAAUAUGGAGGCUUUCGGCUCGACUCAACCGCAGCAGGGUCACCACCAGCAGUCCAGUGUCGUAUCGGAAUGGGAGGACAACAUCGUGUUCGAUCUGGACGAUCCGGAUUUUUCCGGAGAACCCGGAGCGAACUGUGUGCUGUCCACCGUACCGACCGCCAGUGGACCGGUCCGGUCAAGUACCUUCAGCUUCAGCAUCGGUACAUCGCACGUGCCCGUCAAUGUGUCGCGGUUUCUCAAAGUUCCAUCAUCCACGAUGUCGGUUGCCAGCGUACAAGCCCCCCAUCUGGCCGAACUGUGUUCGUCGUUAAGCAGCCGCGCCAGUUUGAGCCUAUCAUCGUCCCUGUCGGAUCUGGUCGGAAGUCCUUCGAUGGUCAGCUCGGCAGCAGUGGCGGCAGCCGCCUUCGAAGUCAGCUCCGAGGCCGUUCUAACCAUCGAAGACUUGCGGGCCCAGUUGGGUUCGUGUUUCACCUGCGGCGUGAUGUGGGUGGACCAGCAGGUUUCGCUCGAUUGCUCUGAGUGCGGAGGCUACUGCCUGGAACGGCCCUGCAUGCUCUGUGACGGUGUGUGCGGACAGCUGUGGAAGCGCGAUUUCACCAUGAGUCACGCCUGCGGUAAGGCACGAUGGCAAGGUGUGUGCACCAAGUUUCCCCCUGCGGCUCAAAUAAUCCAGCUGCAAUCGGCACCCCUGAGCAGUUGUGCCAGCUUCAGCAGCCAUCAUCAGCUGAUGCAAUCGGCGGCGACGGCAACCGCCGCCGGUUGUCACCAGAACGCCAGCCAGCAGUUCCUGCAGCAGGAACUGUGCGCGCGUUUGGAGAAACUGUCCGCGACCGCACACAAUUGAGAUCGCGCGGAGCCUAGGAGUCGAGGAAGUCUUCCUCUUAUUUUGUGAAAAGCUAAUAGUGUAGGAUUUGAUUGUCGUUUUUCAUAAAUGUACAUUAAAUGAUUUCGAGCUUAGCGACUACAGGUAUAGGCAUAGGAUUGAAACCAACAGAGAAUACUACCCGAGCUUCGGUUCUGGCAGCUGUAUGAGUUCCUAUUUAGUUGAGUCACAAAAAUUUAGAACCGAUUAGAAAAUGAACAAAUUGUUUGAAAUUAAUCAGUCCAACCAAACAGAAAUUGUUUUUAAUGUUGCAUUUACAGACUGGAAUAGAAUCAACGACUGUAGCGUCAGUGUUACGCAUCAAAUGAGGAAAAACUGCAUUUUUGAAUGUCCUCAAGCUAUAAGUAAACAGAUCUGAAGAAAUAGAUGAGUGUUAUCCAACUGUAACAACACUUUCGGCAAUCGCAUUUGUAUAUUUAUUUGCACAUGUGAGCAUAUACAUAUAUUUAGAAUAUUGCCUAUUAAAAUAGAUACAGACUGGACAAAUAGACAGCGAUCAUCUUGCGCUAGAAAUGGAAUGUUUUUCUGUGAAAAACGUUUACCGUGUAUCUGCUAGGGAAUAAAUAGAAAUAUCGAUAAAUUAACGAUAGAAGAGGACAGAUUUCGGCAUAAAUAUGUAAGCAGUUUUUCGUAUUAUGUUUAAUCAUUGUGGUCUUAUUAUAGUUUUGCUUUACAUUGAAAGAAGAUGUAAAACUAGAAUUAUUUAAUAAAAUUAUUGGAAAGUA